Messenger RNA from Ochlerotatus camptorhynchus, 933 nucleotides. RefSeq lists its product as uncharacterized. NCBI's taxonomy places the organism in Eukaryota, Metazoa, Arthropoda, Insecta, Diptera, Culicidae. Gene Ontology annotation, cellular component: nucleus. The record is from RefSeq and is a predicted model, not a curated record. The coding region runs from base 1 to 861 and encodes 286 amino acids. The transcript has 3 exons.
AUGGGACCGUACAGGAAGCUGGAAUCGAUUCGUGCCCCGUGCUGUCAGGAUGGCUGGUUUCAUCGGAGCUGCGUGGAACAAUUUGCCCAAUCGGCGGGGUACUUUCUCAAGUGCCCUAUGUGCAGCAACAAGGACGACUUUAGCCAGGAGAUGCAGCAGCGUGGGAUUUUUAUACCGGAAAAGGAUGCCUCGUGGGAGCUGGAACCGAAUGCAUUCAACGAUCAGUUGAAACGUCCUUCCGAGUGUGACACGAUGUUGGGAUCUGAUCCAGUGUGCAAAAAAAGUGCAUUGUUGGUUUUGGCCGUGAUCCUCGGCUGUAAUGGUCAAGGAUAUCAAGGAUAUUACUACCCCAAGCCAAGCAUUCCACUUGAACCAGCGCCUGUUUGUUCAACGUCGUAUGUAACGCAGACCCUCCGAGAAGCCGUCCAAGUUCCUGUAUAUUACACAUCAACCGUGGUGGAUCAGCAAUACUUCACAGUGUUUUCCACCGUCGUUCAACCAGUGACCCAAAUUGAAACCCAAACAAGAACAGUGGUUAUAACGCCAAGUCCCGUGAUCCUAUAUUCCACUAUCGUGUCCACCGUAACGGCUUUCAGCGGCAUUCAGGAUGAUAGCAGCAGCAAUCAACAAUCCUUGAACAACGGUUAUCUUCCUCCACCGGUAGUAAGUGACGAUGCUCGGGGUCGCCUAAAUAAUGAGUACCUGCCUCCAUGUGGAGAAGAGUCUCGAAGCAACACAGGGGUUAACAUUUUGAGCCUUGCUGGUGUUGAUAGUGAUGCUGUUAGCCAAAAUAGUGUACGGUUCAACCCACUGGAACAGCAGCAAAUUUCGCUCAAUCUCGGAGCGUUGCCUCCGUACUGAUUGAUGCGUGGUUUGCAUGCAAGCGUCUAAGAACGAGAUGUGGAUGUAGGAAACGAGUGUGUGAUGAUGUGC